AUGCCGUGGGAGGAGGCCACCUUCUCCUGCCUGCCUCCAGCCCCGCUGUCUGUGUUCAACCUAUUCAUGAACCCAGACAAGCUGCUCCUGAAUGUGCGGACAGACUUUGUAGAGCGUGUGAGAAAGCCGGUGAUCUCUGGGCUGCUGGAUGACCUGCUGGCCCAAGGGGUGCUGAACCUCGAGGAGGUGGAUGAGGUGCAGGAUGGAUACGCAGUGCGCACUGACAAGGCCCGCUGCCUCAUUGACAGUGUGCGCCUGAAGGGCGCUAAGGCCAGCCAGAUCUUCAUUGUCAGCCUCAGGAACCGUGAUGGCACCUUGGCAGAGCAGCUGGGUCUGGCCGCUAACUCUGGGCCCCCAGAUGAGCAGCUGGCCUCUGCCGACACUGAAGCUCCCUCUGGGCCCCCAGUCAGCAUCCGGGGCCAGCAGUGGAUCCGGCAGUGCUCCCUGAGCGAGUACCAGCACAUCAGGGAUACAGAGGGAGACCAGAUUUAUCCCAUCCAUCUACCACGGGAGAGACGAACCCGUAGGGCCCUGCUCAUCUGCAACAUUGAGUUUGAGCACCUGAGCCGGCGGAAUGGGGCUGAAGUGGAUGUGGAGGGGAUGACAAAGCUGCUGGAAGGGCUGGGCUACGUGGUGGACCCCCACUGCAACUUAACUUCCCAGGAAAUGGCUACCGUCAUGAAGGAUUUUGCCAGUCACAAAGACCACUGGACUUCUGACAGCACCUUCCUGGUCUUCAUGUCCCACGGGGUCAGGGCUGGGCUGUGUGGGACCAAGAGCAGAGACAAGACCACAGACAUACUUUCCCUCGACACCAUCUACAACAAAUUCAACAACAAGCACUGCCAGGCGCUGCUAGGCAAACCCAAAGUGGUCAUUAUCCAGUCCUGCAGUGGAGGCAACAUAGGGUCCGUGUUGGUGCGUGACUCUGCAGAGCCUGCCUUGCCCGCUCCCAGCUCGGCUCACAUGAUCCCUGAAGGGCUGGAAAAUGAUGCAAUCUGUGAAGUCCACCUGGAGAGUGAUUUUGCCACUUUACAUUCCUCCACACCUGAUACUGUCUCCUGGAGAAGCCCAGUGACAGGUUGUAUCUUCAUCCAGCGCCUGAUAGAGCAGUUUCAAAACCACGCCUAUAACAGCAACUUACAGGAGAUCUUCCGAAAGGUCCAAUAUUCCUUUGGAAAUUUCCCUCAGCAGUUACCAGCACAAGAAAGGACUACCAUGCUCAGGAAGUUCUACCUCUUCCCAGGCCAUUGAUCUCCUGCCUGGGGUGAAAUGUUUGAAUUUGGGAGUAACACAGCAGAAAGCUCAAGCUCAAAGGUAAACUCAGUCCUGCUCCACACUGAUGCACUUCAGAAAAGGAAAGGACAAGAGGAAAAGCCACGAACAGCUCUGCAGAAACAGUGAACCUCCAAACUUGUGCCCCCUGGGCUAGGCAACUACAAACAGACCUGGAAUAAAAUAGU
Molecule: messenger RNA, 1463 nt
Organism: Athene cunicularia (burrowing owl)
Lineage: Eukaryota; Metazoa; Chordata; Aves; Strigiformes; Strigidae
Product: caspase-1-like
Exons: 9
Coding region: 1-1254 (417 amino acids)
Biological process (GO): regulation of apoptotic process; proteolysis
Molecular function (GO): cysteine-type endopeptidase activity
Source: RefSeq, a predicted model, not a curated record